Messenger RNA from Pseudophryne corroboree (corroboree frog), 1739 nucleotides. RefSeq names its product transmembrane protein 120B (gene TMEM120B). The transcript has 12 exons. The record is from RefSeq and is a predicted model, not a curated record. Lineage: Eukaryota; Metazoa; Chordata; Amphibia; Anura; Myobatrachidae. Gene Ontology annotation, biological process: fat cell differentiation. The coding region runs from base 137 to 1144 and encodes 335 amino acids. Gene Ontology annotation, cellular component: nuclear inner membrane.
GCGAGCAUGCGCGGGGCCUGCCUCCUGCCUGGGCGGCCCGCUGGGUGCUGCUGGAGUUGUGGCUGUGACGUCACUGUGAGCGUGGCUGCGGGCGCCGGGGCAGUGAGUGCUGCUUCUGCUGCUGUUCGUCUCCAACAUGUCCUUGCACAAGUGCCAGGAGGAAUGGGAACAGCUAGAGAAUGAAUUCCAGCAGCUGCAGGAAACGCACAAAGUGUACAAACAGAAGUUGGAAGAACUGAACACUAUCCAAAGCACGAGUAGCGGCUAUAUACAGAAGCAUAAGAGGCGUCUAGCGGAUUUAAAAUGCAAUCUGAAAAAGUAUAAACAAUCCGCAAGCCUUGGAGAGACUGACCUCAUCCAACAGAUAGACGGCACCAUCAAGGACAGACACAAUGUGUUUUUUGAUAUGGAAGCCUAUUUGCCAAAGAAAAAUGGUUUAUAUUUAAACCUUGUACUCGGGAAUGUGAAUGUCACUCUCCUUAGUAACCAAGCAAAAUUUGCUUACAAGGAUGAAUAUGAAAAAUUCAAGCUUUAUUUGACUAUAAUCUUAUUAUUUGGAGCUAUAGCUUGUAGAUUUGUUCUUCAUUACAGAGUGACAGAUGAAGUGUUUAACUUUUUGCUGGUCUGGUACUACUGCACACUGACCAUCAGAGAGAGUAUACUCAUUAGCAAUGGAUCAAGAAUAAAAGGAUGGUGGGUUUCACACCAUUAUGUAUCCACAUUUCUUUCUGGUGUGAUGCUAACGUGGCCCAAUGGUCUUAUGUAUCAGAUGUUUCGCAAUCAGUUUCUUGCAUUUUCAAUAUAUCAGAGCUGUGUACAGUUUCUUCAAUAUUAUUAUCAGAGUGGUUGCCUAUACAGAUUACGCGCAUUAGGAGAGAGAAAUCAUUUAGACCUCACAGUGGAGGGUUUUCAGUCUUGGAUGUGGCGAGGACUCACAUUUCUACUCCCCUUUCUCUUUUUUGGCCAUUUUUGGCAGUUGUAUAAUUCAGUCACACUUUUUGAACUCUCUAGACAUGAAGCAUGCAAGGAGUGGCAGGUUUUUGUGCUGGCCAUCACUUUUCUGAUACUCUUCCUGGGUAACUUUCUGACGACUUUAAAGGUGGUCCACACGAAGUUUCAGAAAAACAAAGACAAGAAACCUUGAUGAUGACUAGACCCUGGAUUUGACUGUUAUGUAGGCCAAUGAAUGACACUAAAAGGAAUCAUGCAAAAGCCAUGUUUCUCCCAAGCUGUACUAGAGACUGGAAGACUGGCUGCAAUCCUCACAUGCUGCUCCCUAUUUCUCUCUGGGAGAGAAACACCUACACUCUUAUAGGAGUGUAACACCGUACAUGCCACAUGUGGCAGCGACACGUGUUGCUCCACUUUCUACCACUAGAAGGUUUUAAUGUGCUUAUUUGCUGCACAUAACUGACGGUUCUUGGAAACCUGAAAUCCAGUAAUAGCCGGCUUCCUGAUCCCAGUCUGCAGACCACGCUACCUGGGCAGGCAAGCUUCAUUACUUCAUGUGACUAAUAAACCUGCAGGCACGGCCCUUGCAUCCAGAUCUGCAUUAUGGUUGGUUUGUUUUUUAAGCAAUUUGCAUUUUUAAAACUUGACAAAUAAAAUGUGAAAAGGGAAUUUGCCUUUAGAUAGGUUGUAUGCUGAAUGCUAUGUUUACAUGGAUACAUGAUGUUCAUGAUAAUGAAAUGUAUGAUAUGUGUGACGAGUGCAAAAUAAAGAGAACUACACUCUAUUAA